Molecule: messenger RNA, 1267 nt
Organism: Antrostomus carolinensis (chuck-will's-widow)
Lineage: Eukaryota; Metazoa; Chordata; Aves; Caprimulgiformes; Caprimulgidae
Gene: MYNN
Product: myoneurin
Exons: 4
Biological process (GO): regulation of transcription by RNA polymerase II
Molecular function (GO): RNA polymerase II cis-regulatory region sequence-specific DNA binding; DNA-binding transcription factor activity, RNA polymerase II-specific; protein binding
Source: RefSeq, a predicted model, not a curated record
AUGCAGUAUUCCCAUCACUGUGAGCACCUGUUAGAGAGACUGAACAAGCAGCGAGAAGCCGGCUUUCUUUGUGACUGCACUGUUGUUAUUGGGGAAUGCCAGUUCAAAGCACACAGAAACGUGCUGGCCUCUUUCAGCGAGUACUUCGGUGCAUUUUACAGAGACACGUCUGACAAUAAUGUUGUUUUGGAUCAGACUCAAGUGAAAGCUGAUGGAUUCCAAAAACUCCUGGAAUUUAUUUAUACUGGAAACUUAAACCUUGACAGCUGGAAUGUUAAAGAAAUUCACCAGGCUGCUGACUAUCUCAAAGUAGAAGAAGUGGUCACUAAAUGCAAAAUCAAGAUGGAAGACUUUGCUUUCCUUGCUAAUCCCUCUUCUACGGAGACAUCCAGCAUCACUGGAAACGUUGAAAUGAAUCAGCAGACUUGUCUUCUGACUCUGCGAGAUUACGAUAACCGGGAGAAAGCAGACGCUGCUUCUGCAGAGUUGGUUCCACCACAGGCCAAGAAAACAGACUUGGAAAAGAAAUCUCCUCAAACCAAAAAGCGAAAGAAGAGUUUCAGCUCCCCCAAAAGCGUGCAGAACAAAUCCGUACAAUAUCAGAACGACGCGACCGAGAACACGUCCAUUGAAAUGUUUUUAGAUGCAAAUAAGUUGGCCACCCAGAUCACGGAGCAGGCUGCGCAGGGCAGCGAUAACUCUCAGCUACAGCUGGCAUCUGUGGUGGAAAGCGAAACGCUGGCGGCGCAGGACAUCCUCGUUCAGACUAUUGCAGCGAAACAGAAGCGGGGCAAGCCGCAGCAGAGCUGUGCGCUGAAGGAGCACUGCAUGUCUAACAUAGCCAGUGAGAAGAACCCUUACCAGCUGGAGAGUUCAGGAGAAGAGCUUGACCAGAAGUACUCCAAAGCUAAACCGGUGUGCAACACCUGUGGGAAAGUCUUCUCUGAAGCCAGUAGCCUCCGUCGACACAUGAGGAUACACAAAGGAGUGAAACCCUACGUGUGUCAGCUUUGUGGGAAGGCGUUCACCCAGUGCAAUCAGUUGAAAACACAUGUGAGAACUCACACAGGGGAGAAGCCAUACAAGUGUGAACUGUGCGACAAAGGCUUUGCUCAGAAGUGCCAGUUGGUGUUCCACAGUCGGAUGCACCACGGAGAAGAGAAGCCCUACAAAUGUGAUGUCUGCAAUCUGCAGUUCGCAACUUCCAGCAAUCUGAAGAUUCAUGCCAGGAAGCACAGCGGCGAGAAGCCCUACGUCUGUGAUCGGU